AUGAUCACCGCCGACGAAAAGGCGCGGGCAGAGGACUUUUUGUCCUUUGUCAACGCUUCCCCUACCCCGUUCCAUGCUGUUGCUUCUGCAAUCAAGCGCUUUACCGAUGCCGGGUUCGAGGAGAUCAAGGAGAAAGACUGCUGGUCAGACGUCUGUAAGCCCGGAGGCAAGUACUAUGUUACUCGAAAUGGAUCUACGAUCAUUGCUUUUGCCGUCGGAAACAAGUGGAAGGCCGGUAACCCAAUUGCCAUGAUCGGUGCCCACACGGACUCUCCAUGCUUGAGAAUUAAGCCCGUUUCUAAGAGGACCAACGAAGGGUUCCUCCAGAUUGCCGUGGAGCCCUAUGGUGGUGGCAUAUGGCACACAUGGUUCGAUCGUGAUCUUGGUAUUGCUGGCCGUGUGAUGGUAAGGCAAGCUGAUGGCACCAUUUGCUCCAAAUUGGUCCACAUUGAUAAGCCAAUCUUGCGUAUCCCUACUCUAGCCAUUCACCUUGACCGCACAGAGACCUUUGCGUUCAACAAGGAGACCCAGCUUGUUCCAAUCUGCGGGAUGGUAGCCGCUGAGCUAUCCCGGACCAGCGGUGACUCUAAACCUGAGGGUGCUGGAGACUCGGUCUCUCCAUUCAAAAAGAUCUCGGAGCGUCACCACCCCUGUCUGAUUGAGUUGCUAGCAUCUGACUUGUCUGUCAAACCGGAUGAUAUCAUUGACUUUGAGAUGCUUCUCUACGACACUCACAAAUCUUGCCUCGGCGGUAUGAUGGAUCAGUUCAUCUUCUCGCCAAGACUAGAUAACCUGAACUCUUCCUUCUGUGCCACCGUCGCACUCGUUGAGUCGCUUGCAAGCCCCUCAGCUUUGGAAAACGAGUCAGCCAUCCGCCUGGUUGCCCUCUUUGACCAUGAGGAAAUUGGCAGCAGGACUGCCCAGGGUGCCGACUCAAACAUCCUCCCAGGAAUUAUCCACCGUCUGUCUAUGCUCCGCGUAUCUGGCAACAAGGCCGAUGAGGGAGACCUCUCUACUGCCUAUGAACAGUCACUUUCGACCUCUUUCCUUGUCUCUGCAGAUAUGGCGCAUGCUGUCAACCCCAACUAUGCGUUUAAAUAUGAGUCGGAACACAAGCCAGAAAUCAACAGGGGGCCAGUUAUCAAGAUCAACGCUAAUGCUCGCUACGCUACAAACUCUCCUGGAAUCGUUUUGAUGCAUGAAGUGGCUCGUUCCGCUGUAGCUAAGAGCAAUAUUUCAUCAGACUCUAUUGUGCCAAUGCAGUUGCUGGUCGUUCGUAACGACUCUAGCUGCGGUAGUACCAUUGGUCCUAUGCUUUCGGCGGCACUAGGAUCGAGAACCCUGGAUCUCGGAAGCCCACAGCUGAGCAUGCACAGUAUCCGAGAGACCGGUGGAACGAAGGACGUUGCGCUUGCAACCAGGCUGUUCACUAGCUUCUUCGAGAACUAUACCACUUUGGCGCCCAAGAUCCUUGUUGAUUAG
Molecule: messenger RNA, 1482 nt
Organism: Arthroderma uncinatum
Lineage: Eukaryota; Fungi; Ascomycota; Eurotiomycetes; Onygenales; Arthrodermataceae
Product: aspartyl aminopeptidase
Exons: 6
Coding region: 1-1482 (493 amino acids)
Biological process (GO): proteolysis
Cellular component (GO): fungal-type vacuole
Molecular function (GO): zinc ion binding; metalloaminopeptidase activity
Source: RefSeq, a predicted model, not a curated record